Clunio marinus is the source of this 183-nucleotide messenger RNA. NCBI's taxonomy places the organism in Eukaryota, Metazoa, Arthropoda, Insecta, Diptera, Chironomidae. The record is from the annotation of a GenBank genome assembly.
AUGAAAUUAUUACGAUUUCUAGAGAAGAAGCACCGCACCGACAAAAAAAAAGACAUUUCUCUCCCGCCUAAUCCUUUUUUGAUUGGAAGGCUUAAACAUAAAAAAGAGUUCCAACUCUUGUGUUGUGGUGACAUAGAAAAACCAGAACAAGAGUCUUUGAGCCUCAAUGAGAGCUGUAUUUAG